AUGAUUUAUGGCAGAUGUGCUGCUUGCAAGAAUCAAAGAAGAAAAUGUCCUUCUAAUUGCAUUUUCUCUCCUUAUUUCCCUCCCAAUGAUCCUCAAAGAUUUGCUUAUGUUCACAAAAUCUAUGGUGGUAGCAAUGUUGGAAAAAUGCUUAAGCAAUUGCCAUAUUAUGUAAGAGAAGAUGCUGCAAAUAGUUUGUAUUUAGAAGCAAAAAGUAGGAUUCAAGAUCCUGUUUAUGGAUGUGUUGGAAUUAUCUCUAAAUUGUAUCAACAAAUCCAUGAUACACAAGUUGAGUUGGCCAAAGUUCAAACUCAAACUCAGAUUGCUUUUGAUAAGCUUCAAAAACAAUUUCAAGAUGAAUCAAACAACAACAAUGUCUUGUCUACAGUUGAUGCUGAAUCAAAUUUGAAGCGUUUGAUGCCGAGUAACUACAUGGGACAGUUUCAAUGGCCAAAUCAAACUCGUAAUUGGUUCAAUUAA
Lathyrus sativus (Indian pea) is the source of this 477-nucleotide messenger RNA. Lineage: Eukaryota; Viridiplantae; Streptophyta; Magnoliopsida; Fabales; Fabaceae. The record is from the annotation of a GenBank genome assembly.